GACCCCGCAGCACGGGGGGGCGUCCGGGACCGUGCGGUGCAUCCGCAGCGACACCUGUGUGAGGCGCGGACCCCCCGGACCCCCGCCACACCUGCGCGGCCCCCAUUGUUACCCCGACGUCAUCCACGUUGCGGAGAAUUUCUCAUGGUGCGAACAAUCGCGAGGCGAGCGCGGCGAGCACCGACCGCACCGAUACGGCGCGCUUGUUUACAAACAAGUGAGCGCGCGCGGCAUGGGCUCGGCCUACAGCAAGCGCAAGCUGGUGCUGGUGCAUCCCCUGGUGCCCGGGGGCCUCGUCGGCGGACUCCAGGACGACGACGAUGACACCGGCGACGACCCGAUGGCGGCGAUGGCGGGCGCCAUUACCAUUUCGCCGUCCGUGCAGAGCAGGUUCAUCAUCGUUUCGGACGAUGAAGAGGCGCAGUUGCUCAAGACCGAGUCCUGGGCGCGGCGGUCUCCUCACGCCCAGCAGCAGCCCCCGGAGUUGUUCUCACCUCCCGCCGCGACUGUCGCCCGGCCCCGCAGUACGAACCGGGUCAGCCCGUUCGGGAGCCAGUCCGACGAGCCGGGGGCGCCGGGGGCUCCGGGGGCCCGGCCUGCCGACCAGGGGGCCCAGGAGCACGAGGCCCGCGCCACCACGCAGGUCGCCAACUCUGAGGUCGACCAGGCGUUGCCGCUGCCCAUCGAUACGAUCGCCAGACGGAGGGUGCCUGUCGACCGUCCACGCGGCCAGGGCGACGACGGUUUGCAGCACACCACCCCUGCUCCAAACAAGCCCGCCGACCUCAACGCCCUGCUGUUCGGACUCGGCGAGCACGCCGUCGUGGGAGCCCUCCCGGGGAUGCCUCACGUCCCCACAGAGGCGGACGCAACCGCGCAAAUGCGCGAGCACUUGAAGCUGGCGGCGGAGCUGCGGGAGCAGCUGCAGGCGGACGGGCGGCGGCGGGAGCGGUUGCAGGCUGGCCGCGGCGCGCUGCAGCGCUGCUACGCGGCCCACCCGGGCGACCCGCUGGCCUGCGGGGACCUCGUCAGGGCCUUCGCGGCCACCGUGGACGCCUCACUGCGCCCUCACCCGGCGCGCGCGCCGCUGCGCACGGCCACGCACUAUUGAGCGCACGAC
This is a messenger RNA of Frankliniella occidentalis (western flower thrips), 1120 nucleotides long. RefSeq lists its product as uncharacterized. Bases 233 to 1111 code for a protein of 292 amino acids. The record is from RefSeq and is a predicted model, not a curated record. Lineage: Eukaryota; Metazoa; Arthropoda; Insecta; Thysanoptera; Thripidae. The transcript has 5 exons.